AUGUUUUCAUCUAAAAAGCCCAAGUUUAGUCUCAACUUGACUAUCAACGAGUUGUCCAACAUCCCCCAGAUCAGCGGGUCCUGCUUCAUCGAGUUGCAAAUCAAGGAUGCCCGUCGGGGGUUUAGCGGAUUGAAAACAUUCAAAACUCAUACUCCUUCUAGUGAUAAGGAGUCCAAGACGGAUUCGACAGCUAGCGAACACUCGCUCCUUCCUCAUUCAGACACCAGCUCUUCGUCGGCCUCGUCCGGCUCUGGUAAUAUCUCGGUGACAACCUCCACCAAGAAGAUCCACAACUUUAAAUGCUUAUUCAAUUAUCAAUUGAGCUGUAACUUGAAAUUUCCUUUUAAGAAAAGAGAAAAUUUGAUUGCUAAUAAAUAUUUGAUUUUAAGGGUUUUCUUUAUAAAUGAAAAAAUGCUGUCUGAAACGCAGAAUUCAAAUCAUCAUCAUAAAGGUGAAACCAUUGAGUUAGGUAAAAUUGACAUUAACUUAUCGGAAUAUCUUAAUUUUGAUGAAUCAGUCACUUCAAAAUACUUAUUAAAAGAUUCAAAAGUUAAUCUGAUUCUCAGUUUAUCUAUUCAAUUAAAAGAACUACCUUUGAAUUAUGAUUUCCAUACUCAAUUACAGAUUAAUGAUACUCAUUCUUCUAAUAACAAUCAUCAGUUCGAACCUCGAAAACCAACUAACUUAAACUCCUCGGCAACAACUAGGUUCAAUGUACCUCAGUUUGAAAGGAAAAACGUUUUUGGCGGAUUGGAUGAUGUAAUUCAUUCUCCCUCGGAGUCUUCCUUGAGUAAACAACCCCCUCCUCCUAAUCUGAAAUUUCAAAAUCCGGCUCUGCCAACUUCUUCAUUUUCAAGUGAUGAUACUCCUUCUACCAACCCUUCGAAAUCAGAUACUCCUUCAAGAAAAUCGUCCUUAUCAAAAUUGCGUCCUCAUAAUUUGAAUGGUAAUAAUAAUGGAAACGGUUCAAUUUCAUCUUCUUUGAUGAAAGAUUCAAAUAAUCAUCAAAAUUUAAUAAAUAAUCAUCAAAGUCUCAACAGUAACGUGAUUAUGGAUCCGAUAAUAAGUAACCUUUAUAAAAAAAUCUUGGAAUCAACUUGGGAUCCUCAAUUACAUAGCUUACUAAAUUAUCCGCCUGAACAAUGUAUCGAUGAUAUUUUCAAUAAAUCUGAAAAAGAAUUUAGUGAAAAAUUCGAUAAUUGGAAGAAACUGGUUUCUUCUAAUGAUAAUGAUGAUGAUGAUUUGAAAGAAAUUAAUGGCUUAAUUAAUGAAAUUAAAUACAGAGAUGAUUUACGUAGUUGGGUCGUCGGUGGUGAAUCUUAA
Messenger RNA from Hyphopichia burtonii NRRL Y-1933, 1323 nucleotides. RefSeq lists its product as uncharacterized. Lineage: Eukaryota; Fungi; Ascomycota; Pichiomycetes; Serinales; Debaryomycetaceae. The transcript has a single exon. Bases 1 to 1323 code for a protein of 440 amino acids. The record is from RefSeq and is a predicted model, not a curated record.